CAGCUUGAAAUGCUCCUCAUGCACGAGCGCCCCUCAGUGCGCACACGGACGAGGAGCGCGCUCAUCAUCUCCUCUUCCAUCUUUUUCCUCUUCCCGCCUCUCCUCCUCCGCUCCUCUCGGAUACCUGAGCUCCCCUCACCUGGCGGCACGCCCCGACAGUCGGAAGCCGAGCUCCGGGUGACGAUGGCCGGCUGAGGGCUGCGCUUCCCCCCGCCACCCCGCUCAGGAGCCUGCAGGUGCGGGACGCGCGCGCUGGAUGUACCGCUCCUCUGACCGCGGAGGACGAAGACGAGCUGGACUUUUGGUGGUCCCGCGGACAUGGACGCGGCCGGAAGGUUCUGCUAGAACCGAACAGGAGCAUUUGGGUCGGAACCACAACCAGGAGAGGGAAUAAUGCGCAUAGUGUGGAUCCUCCUACUUCUCAUAGAAGAGAGCCUCGCUUUGGCACAAAGAACUAAAGCGUCCGUGGGCGAGCAUGGCGCCGCCCCUCAGAGUCCCAACCAGAACGAGUGCGGCACGUGGGUACGCAACAUCAACGGCGGCGUCUUCACCUCGCCAAACUACCCCAACACGUACCCGCCCAACAAGGAGUGCGUCUACAUCCUGGAAGCGUUGCCGCGGCAACGGAUCCAGCUGGCGUUCGACAAGAAUUAUUACAUCGAGCCGUCCUUCGAGUGUCGCUUCGACCACAUCGAGAUCCGCGACGGCCCCUUCGGCUUCUCGCCGCUCAUGGAGCGCUUCUGUGGCGGCAAGAACCCAGGCCUAAUCACCUCCACCGGCCGCUUCAUGUGGAUCAAGUUCACCAGCGACGAGGAGCUGGAAGGACUCGGAUUCAGGAUCAAGUACACCUUUGUUGCAGACCCUGACUUCCAUCUGCAUGUCGGCGGACUCUUAAAUCCCAUCCCAGACUGUCAGUUUGAGCUGGCGGGCUACGACGGCGUCAUCCGCUCCAGCCAGGUGGACGAGGCCAAGCGCGUGAAGCCCGGUGACGCCCUGGACUGCAUCUGGACCAUCAGGGCCCCGCCACAGUCCAAGAUCUACCUGCGCUUCAUGGAGUACCAGAUGGAACACUCCAACGAGUGCAAGAAGAACUUUGUGGCCAUCUACGACGGCAGCAGCGCCAUCGAGAACCUGAAGGCCAAGUUCUGCAGCACGGUGGCCAACGACGUGAUGCUGGAGACGGGCGUGGGCGUGGUCCGCAUGUGGGCCGACGAGAAGAGCCGACUCAGCCGCUUCCGCAUGCUCUUCACCUCCUUCGUGGACCCUCCGUGCUCGGCCAACACCUUCUUCUGCCACAGCAACAUGUGCAUCAACAACUCGCUGGUGUGCAACGGCGUGCAGAACUGCGUCUACCCCUGGGACGAAAACCACUGCAAAGAGAGGCGAUCCAGCGGUCUCUUCCAUCAGAUCACCAAGACCCACGGCACCGUCAUCGGCGUCUCGUCCGGGAUCGUCCUGGUUCUGCUCAUCAUCUCCAUCCUGGUCCAGAUGAAGCAGCCCAGGAAGAAGGUAACUUCAGGCAGAACUUUGAGGGACAAACACCUCGGCCAUCCGCUCCAAAAGGUGGUCGCCCGGCGGCCCGGCGUCUUCAACAAGGCGGGGCUGCAGGAGGUGUUCGACCCGCCGCACUACGAGCUCUUCUCCCUGCGCGAAAAGGAGAUGUCCUCGGACAUGGGCGACCUGUCGGAGGAGCUGGACAGCUUCCACAAGGUGCGGCGCUCGUCCACCAUGUCGCGCUGCGUCCACGAGCACCACUGCGGCUCGCAGGGCUCUCAGGGCUCGCAGGGCGGCGGCAGCAUGAAGCACAGCCGCACCACGCUCAGCUCCAUGGAGCUCUCUUACCACAACGACUUCUCCAAGCCGCCGCCCAUGAAGACCUUCAACUCCAGCGGCACCUACAAGAAGAGUUGUUACGGCUACAAGCCGCAGACUCACGACUGCGACCAGCAGGUCAUCGAGGACCGCGUCGCCGAGGAGAUCCCCUGCGAGAUCUACGGCCGCGGGGGCGGCGGGGGAGCGGCGGGCGGCAUGGGGGGAGCCUCCGGCAUCGCGGGGGGAGCGGUGGGCAUCACGGGCGGAGUGGCCCUCGCCGGCGGGAUGGCGAUGGCGGGGCCCAGCGGCAUCGCGGGCGGCAUCGGCGGCGGGAUGGCGGGACCCUGCGGCACCCUCAGCAUCCGCGGGAGCAGCGCUCGUAACAGCGCCAACGUGGUGGACCCCCAGCAGCGCUCCAUGUCCAUGGACUUCUAGAACCUGCAUGAAGACCACGCCAGUCCACGUCUCACAUCCACUCACCGGAUGUAGAAUAUUUAUCCAUGUAAAUAUAUGUAGCAAAUAUUUAUUUCAUCCUUUACGUGUUAGUCUCCUCACCGGCCAUCGGGCAGAUUUCCCAGGCUCCCUGAACGCCACACGGCCCUGACCUGCCCGGUUUUUCCACGACUUCUUCCUUCACUUUCCCGCGUAAGGGUGUCCAAAGUGCGGUCCGGGGGCCAAUUUACUCAUUUCAUUUCAUUGGAAAAGAAAAUUACAAGAAAAGCAUCAAAAAGUGGAAAUAAAAAAUGGGAAAUAGGUGAAAUAUUUUGAAAAAAUGUCGCAAUAUUGACAUUAAUAACACAAAACUACUAUGUCAGCAGUUUUUUUUUUUUACUUUAAAACUGUCAUUGCUCAAAAAAUUAUAUAAAUUCAAAUCGACAGAUAGAUCUGAAGUUCGUCUACAGAUUCAAAAUAAAAAAAUUAUAUAUAUAUAUUUACAUCCAUCCAUCCAUUUUCUACCGCUUAUUCCCUUUUGGGGUCGGGGGGGGCGCUGGCGCCUAUCUCAGCUACAAUCGGGCGGAAGGCGGGGUACACCCUGGACAAGUCGCCAGCUCAUCGCAGUAUAUAUAUAUAUAUAUAUAUAUAUAUACAUAUAUGUAUCCAUCCAUUUCCUACCGCUUAUUCCCUUUGGGGACGCGGGGGGCGCUGGUGCCAUUUUCAGCUACAAUCGGGCGGAAGGCGGGGGGUACACCCUGGACAAGUCAUCAGGGCACAUAUAAAUAUAUGUAUAAGAAAAUUAUAUAUGUAUAUAUAUAUAUAUAUAUAUAUAUAUAUAUAUAUAUAUACAAAUAAACAUGUAUAUAUAUAUAUAAAUACAUAAAUAUAUGUAUAUAUAUAUAAACAUACAUAAAUAAAUGUAUAUAUAUAAACAUACAUAAAUAUAUGUAUAUAUAUAUAAACAUACAUAUAUAUAUAUAAACAUAUACAUAUAUAUAUACAUACAUACAUAUAUGUAUGUAUGUAUAUAUGUAUAUACAGAUACCUUUAG
Molecule: messenger RNA, 3298 nt
Organism: Nerophis ophidion (straightnose pipefish)
Lineage: Eukaryota; Metazoa; Chordata; Actinopteri; Syngnathiformes; Syngnathidae
Product: neuropilin and tolloid-like protein 2
Exons: 10
Coding region: 394-2247 (617 amino acids)
Molecular function (GO): protein binding
Source: RefSeq, a predicted model, not a curated record